AUGUACAACGGCAGUAACACCGGAGGAGGAAAAAAACCGCGACCUACCACGGGAUACCUAGUGAGACCUCGACUUGGUGCACUCAGGUCUAUAUACUCCAAUCGGCCGUUCUCAGCGAUGUCGCCUGACAAGAGGAAAAAACUAAAAAAAUCAGCCCUCCCGAAAAUGGAAUGGAGAAGAAAGCCGGACUAUGCGGAAACCGCCUAUCGCGAGGCUGUUGGUAGACUAAGAAUUCUUCUUGCAGAAAGUUAUACUCCUUUGAAGAGACCUAUUAAAGAGUUAGACAGUGCUGGUGAAGAAACUGACAAUCAAUCUUUAAUCAGUGCCGGAAGCAGAAACUCGCGGUUGAGUAGACACUACUACCAAUAUAAUCCCGUAACACCAAGAAAGUACUACUACUAUCCACCUUUAAGGAGUCAUUAUCCUUUAACAAAUACGAGUACAGAAAAACCAUCAAUAGAUCCGCCAAAAACGGAUGCGAAUGCUCCUCCAGAAUUACUGUCUUUUAUUGAACGACAAGAAGAUUAUAUUGAACAACUAGAGAAAGAAUCUCGUUUUUGCAGAGACGAAUUAUCUUCUUUAUUAAGUAAAGUGAAAGAUGUCAUCAGUGAAAACGAAAAUUUACACGAAAGACAAAAGUCCAAAUUAAUCAAAUCAGUAUUUGAUCAUUUGGAAACCGAAACAGAAACGGAAACUGAUGUUGAUAAUAAAAGCAUUUUAAAAUCUCCGAAAAAUACAAGAAAAACCAGGAUCAUCGAAGGACCAUCUAUUGUGUUUGAAUCAAGGAUCUCUGAACUGGAGGCACAACUUACUCAGUCUAAGAUAGAUCUUAAGAAGGCCCAAGAUGAAAACGAAUCUUACAAAAGAAAAAUUAAUGAUGGAACUAUUUUAGAUACAGUGGGUUAUGAAUCUUAUAAGAAGCAAAUUGACAAUUUUCAGAGAGAAAAAGAAAAUUUACAAGACACCAUUCACAAGCUACAAAACUCAUUGUCCGUUCUCAGAGAAAAAGAAACUGAUACCACAGAUAAAGUUAAACGAAGUCUGGACGUUGCUGAGCAAGCGCAAUAUGAAAAAAAUGCAGCUGAAGCUGAGAUCAGACGCUUAAAAGAUGAACUGGAGCGACAACAUAUGAAACUUAGAGACGCCAUUGCAGAACAGGGUAGAAGAAUAGCAGACGAACGAUCGGCAGUAGAAAGACGGUACACUCAACAAAUCGAGCAACUCACGGCGGAGUUGGGAAUACAAUGGGAAACUACGAACAAACUGCAGAUGGAAGUGGAUAAACAGAGAAGAGAAAAUGCAGAUCUACGCAGAGAUGUGGCUCAAAAACAGGCACUCAUUGACGAGCUCCGGAAGGACAUGCAAAGCAAAAUAAUUAACUUGCAAUCUGACAUUGGCGUAAGUGGGGCGGAAAAAAGUGCUUUGGAACAACAGAUCGCUACGCUUCAACUUGCAAAUGAAAGAAGUGACAGGCAAUCGAAACAGGAAAUAGUGCGUCUACAAGCGGAAAUACAGUCUCUACGACAAAGAUUGGACAGAGCUGAUGCUGAUCUAAUCCACAGCAGAAGAGAGAACAUCAGAUUGUCGGAGCAGAUUGCUUCUCUUGAAAAGGAGAUUACUCUAAAUGCUGCAUUAUCAGAAGAGAGAACAAACACUCCAAGAACUCCAAGAGGUGGGGAAAUAGUGGCCUUGCCACCUCCUGCUCCGAAAAAUGAGGAGAGGGAGAAAGAAUUAAGUUCCUUGAUUCAUGACAUGGAAAACAAGCAUGAUGAAGAACAUACUCCAACAAACAUUGAAAGACCUCCACAACUUCGAAACCCUUCACAAACAAUUAGCCCCACGCCACAGCCAGCCCAAUCAGCUCAACCUACUAAGGCAGAACCACCAGAGGCUAAACCAGAGCUUCAACCAACAAAUGUAACCGACCCUAAUCAACUGUCUAUGUCAUCCAGACAAAACAGUCAAGACAAACUUUCAUUGCAACAACAGCCCGUUCAAAUAAAUCAAGAUAAUUCUAAUCCACCAGCAGAAUCUUAUGAAUAUCCUCCUCAAACUGUAGAUGACCAGUACCAAUAUGAUCCCAAUCAACAGUAUGAUCCUAAUACGUAUGAUCCUAACCAGUACGAUCCUAACCAACAAUAUGACCCAAACCAACAGUACGAUCCUAACCAACAGUAUGAUCCUAACCAAGAAUACGACCCAAAUCAAGCGUACGAUCCAAAUCAGGUGUACGAUCCUAAUCAACAGUAUGAUCCCAACUUACAGUACGAUCCUAAUGAUCCUAACCAGCAGUACGCCGUUGAUCCUAAUGAUUCCAACCAACAAUACAGCACUGAUCCAAAUGUCAUAAGCACGGGUGGUACUGGUGAUACGGUAGAAGGAGGAGAUAGUACGAAGCAGUAA
Diabrotica balteata is the source of this 2403-nucleotide messenger RNA. NCBI's taxonomy places the organism in Eukaryota, Metazoa, Arthropoda, Insecta, Coleoptera, Chrysomelidae. The record is from the annotation of a GenBank genome assembly.